GAACGUUUUUGUACGAGACUGGGUUGCAACAGGGGGAUCGGGUAGUGACAGCGACAACUCUGACCUACACUGCAUUCCAAUAGGUGGCGGUAUUGCACCUUAACGCUGUGUGCUAUCCCCCAAUAAACAACACUGGAAGAAGAAGAAGAAGAAACGUCCGUUUCCGGGAGGCUGUUUUUUUUUUUUUUUUAAUAAAGACUAGGCCGGAUAUGCUUUUGACCACACAUUGUGAAUGUCUUAGUUCUGUAAACGAAUGUGUCUCUUUAAACAGGACUAAUGGACAGACAUCGUUCGUUGUAUAAAGUGACCACCCCACCAUGGAAGGAAACGUACCGCCAGCGUUGCCUGGACAGGCUAAAACACAACCGGACCCGGUUGCUGGAGAGGUACCGACUGUUGGGGGGAAACGACACAGAGCGCUCUCCCGGGGCUUCCACCAUCGUGCAGGAGGUGAUGGAGGAGGAGUGGAGCACCCUGCAGCCAGAAGGCCGGAGGCUUCCGUCUCUUUGGGGGCCACAGGGCUCGACAGAGGCAUCCAGUAUUAUUAAGGAAUGUGAUGAGCUGGCUGUGCUGGAAGAAAUUCAUCAGGAGCUCCUAUCUAAAGAAAAGUCUUUAAUGGAGGAGUAUGAGAAGAACCUACAGUUUGAGCUGCAGUACAUUUCCUCUGUUGUGGAGAGGAGGGAGGAGAUGCUUAUUAUUUGUCCUGUGUGUCGCAUGAACAACUUGAGCAUCAACAGUGCUUCUGUCUGCUGUCAAUGUGGACUCUACAUCAACACUAAGAAACGCAGCAUUACUCUAGAUGGCUUGCAGCACCUUCUGGAGGUCAGGAUUUCAGAACAUAUGGAGGAGUGUCAGUGCAACCCUGUUUUCUCCGUCACAGCCGACACAGAAGGUUCAUCUAAUCUGAUGAUAAGCUGCCAGGUUUGUGAUUACCUGUCUGUUGUCCUAUAAAUCCAGAAGUUUCUACGAGUGUCAACUGUAGGAUUUAGUUUUUUUUUUUUUUUUUUGUGUUCAGUGCAAUAAAAGAUUAUUUUAUAUACAUA
Messenger RNA from Oryzias melastigma (Indian medaka), 1043 nucleotides. It is a transcript of the gene rpain, whose product is annotated as RPA interacting protein. Lineage: Eukaryota; Metazoa; Chordata; Actinopteri; Beloniformes; Adrianichthyidae. The record is from RefSeq and is a predicted model, not a curated record. Gene Ontology annotation, cellular component: nucleus; PML body. The transcript has 7 exons. Gene Ontology annotation, biological process: protein import into nucleus. The coding region runs from base 277 to 951 and encodes 224 amino acids.